UCAGUCUCCAUCAGUCUUUAAAGAAGCCUCUGUAGAGCUCAUCUAUUGUGCCUGUGUGCGUGGGUGGAGUCCGACACUGUGGGAUUACAGGCCGGACAUCUCGAAACCCUCGGAUUCUGCAGGAAUAAUGUAUUUGCAGAACAGAAAUAACGCCAUCAACACAGAGAGGAGCAGGAAGAACUUAAAAGGCAAAACAUGGACUCACUUGAAGACGCCUCCACCUCAGGAGGAAAUCCUCACCCUGUUGCCCACAAAGGGGGAAAAGAGGCUGGAGGCAAAGGAGAACGUGGCAGAGGAGCAGGAGUCGACGCAGCGCACAGCUUUUGGGAAGGCCUUCUACGAUCUGACCCAUUCAGAGAGGGUGAUGAAUGACCUGACGUUUGGACGGCGGGUGGGGCUUUACGAGCUGAGAGGGCAGAUCGGCUGUGGCAACUUCUCCGAGGUCAGACUGGGAAUACAUGACCUGACCAAAGAGCGAGUGGCAGUUAAAAUCCUGGAUAAGGUUCGUCUGGACAAGCGUUCACAGACGCUCUUUGCCUCUGAAAUCUCCUGCAUGGACAAGCUGGCCCAUCCCAACAUAGUGCGGCUGUACGAGGUGGUGGAGACCUUCAGGCGGCUCCACCUGGUGAUGGAGUACGCCAGUGGAGGAGAGCUGUUCUCACGCAUCAGCACCAGGGGGCGCCUGUCUGAUCUGGAGAGCAAGCUGGUGUUUUCCCAGGUCCUGUCUGCUGUCAAACACAUGCACGACAGUAAUAUUGUGCACCGGGACCUGAAGGCAGAGAAUGUUUUCUACACCAACACUUACUGCAUUAAAGUGGGCGACUUUGGUUUCAGCGCGUUCUGCUGCCCCAGCGACGUCCUCCACACGUUCUGUGGCUCUCCACCGUACGCCGCCCCCGAGCUCUUCAAGGGGAGGGGUUAUAUAGGUCGAUAUGUGGAUAUGUGGGCGCUGGGUAUCUUGCUUUACUUCAUGAUGACCGCCACCAUGCCAUUCAAAGCUACAAACACCGGAAGACUGAAAUGUUGUAUCCUGCAUGGCUCUUACGCCAUCCCCUCCUACAUACCUGAAUCCUGCCAGGAGGUCAUCAAGGGCCUCCUGAGGCCGGUGCCUGUUGAUCGCCUCACGAUGGCACAGAUCACGUCCAGUGAUUGGAUGAGAGGCGUUGAGUAUCCCCAGGCCUAUCCCUCCUACAGCUCUACACCCUCACAUCUGGCUGAGCCCAGCCGCAUCCUCAGCCCCGACGAAGUAAAUGUGAAGGCAGCGCUGGAGGAUCUCGGCAUCACCAGGGCUCAUCUCCUCAACAGCAGCGUGGACCUGAGGAGCCCCGUCUGCGGGACCUACCGGAUUAUACUGCAUCGCAUUCAGAAGAGGAGAUGUGUGGAAGCUGUGGGACACAACCAGUCGUGCAUGAAGGAAUCUCAGAACAGACUCCGAUGUAGAGUGGACUCAGACGGAGCAUUGAAUAAACGCCACUCUGUUGUCUGCGUCAUCAUGUAGCCUUUUGGAACACGUGCUUCUUUGACUUCUUCCAAAGAGUUUGAUGUGACAGUUUGUGAGUGUGUGGAGAUGGAGCCAGGAGGCCAAGAUUAUUUGGUCCAAAGGUUAAACUUAUAUCUAUUAGUGCCUCAAAUGAUAUCCAACGAUAGAUUUAAGUUUUUUAUUGUCGUAUAAUUGAUAACAGUGCAAACAUCAUUACCAGAGCAAUAAUUACAGUAUAUUGCAAUAGGCAAUCAUAUAUUACUGUGGCAAUCAUUAAUGUAAUUUCAAUAUAAAUAUACAAAUAUAGUUGUAUAGAGUAUGUGAAAAUGUGAACAGCAGAACACAUAAAUUAUUUUUUUAAGGUGGACCUGUCGAUUUCACUUCCUACACUCGUCUUGUCUUCACAUGAUAUGACACCGUUGUAGAUGUUACACAAAAAGAUGCACAAACUCCAUAUUUAACACACGUUCAUGAUGCGGUUCUUUUAGUCUUACUCUUGGAAACAGGGAGCAGAACAACCAUAAAAUAUUGAAUGAAUCCUUUAAUAGAUUUCUAUCAGUUUUUCGGUGAAGCUAAAAGGACAGAACAUGGUUUCACUUUUGAUUCUGAGCAGGUGUCGCUGCGCUCAUGCUGUUGUAAUUCACCGUGAAUGAAAGUUUAGACCGGAGGCACAUUCUGUGACAACAUCCAACAUGUUGUGAGCUUAUCUGAAACAACCGAGUAUGAAAGGAAACUCAAUGCCCCUGAGGCUCAGGCAUCAGGAAUGUGGAAAUAAAACCACACGUUCCUUUGAUUCAUUUUUGGAAAUUAUAAAUGAUCAAUGAAAUGUCAAUCAGGAAAAGCAACAAUGCUUCUUAAUAGGGUUCUGACAUCUUCAAUACUUUGGUUUUCGUCCAGACUUUGUAUGAUGAAUCGGUGUUAAAAAGUUUUAUCAUUUUUCCACUCAUCCUUAACUAGUUAAUUUAAUUCUUAAUGAUGAAUGAAUUCUCAUAAAUGCUAAACAUCAUAACAACAUAAAUUAGCAGGGCAACAUAUUUUUUAGUUUCUUCUAGUUGUAAAGUUUUUAUAAAUAAUUAAGUAGAAUACAUUUAAUUUUGUUCCUUAUUUUAAAGCAAAGACAUGAAAAAAAUCUGUCCCAGAAUUUUCUUGCUGCCCUUCUAUUUAAAUUGGGAUGUGGAUUUUACAUAAAACAAAUCUUUGUGAUUUAAAAAAGAAUGUAUGUUAUUAUAUUUUAUACAUAUUCAUUCUAAUUUGAUUAAAUGUAAAUAACUAUGUUUAUAUGCAAUUAUUAAUAUUUUAUAUUUAUUAAUAAUGUAUAUUUAUACAUCUCAGGAGAUGUCUUUAAAAAGUAUAUGCAGUUAACAGAUGUCUGCAACAGUUACUUAACUGCAAGAUUCAUAGUAUAUAUGAAUAUAUAUAUAUACUUUACAUAUGAGCUAAAGUAGCAGCUAUGACAUGAUAGAGAAAUGAUAAUAAACAUAAUGUGAUUUCA
Messenger RNA from Hippoglossus stenolepis (Pacific halibut), 2972 nucleotides. Its product is annotated as serine/threonine-protein kinase NIM1. Gene Ontology annotation, cellular component: cytoplasm. The transcript is spliced from 5 exons. The record is from RefSeq and is a predicted model, not a curated record. The coding region runs from base 128 to 1498 and encodes 456 amino acids. Gene Ontology annotation, biological process: protein phosphorylation; intracellular signal transduction; microtubule cytoskeleton organization. Gene Ontology annotation, molecular function: ATP binding; protein serine/threonine kinase activity; tau-protein kinase activity. Lineage: Eukaryota; Metazoa; Chordata; Actinopteri; Pleuronectiformes; Pleuronectidae.